GGAUGGUGGUCGUGACGGGUCUCGUUCGCGUUCUAUCUCGUUCGUCAAAAGGUUCUGUACGCCAGCUGUGGCGCAGCUGUACGACCAGUGAUCCUGCUACUCCUUUUACUGUCCCGUCGGUUUACGUGCGAUCGUCGCCUGUUGUGUUGUGUGCUUGUGUUUGUUGUUUAUUUGGGGAGCCGUAUUAAGCCGCGUGUCGUGCGGUUUGACUUCUUGGGCCCUUGGAUCCAGUAUUAAUACCACCACUACUACGCUUGCUGCGACUGAGAAUCAGCACACACCUUUCAGCACACACAAUCAAAUCACUUGUACGUCGGUCGGAUCGGAUGCUGUAACUUGUAAGGUGCGCGACACCGUUGGACGUGAUCUUCCGUGGUGGAUGGUUCGCAGUAGAACAUGAUCGGCAACCAGCACCGCAUUUGCGCUUACCAACUGCUGACCAUCGGAUGUUGGAUGCAGCAACAGCACCAGCAACUAUCAACGGAAACCGCUUAACUGCCUAAGGAGUGACGCAAAGAAGAAAAAAACGAGAGAGAGAGAGAGAGGCAGAAGAAAAACUGCUGCCGCAGUGUGCAGCAAGAGUGCGAGAUUGCCGGGACACUGGAGUGACAGUGGAAAACAAUCAAAACCGACCACGGCUGAGACACGACGCGGAACGCAACAGACACUUCAAAAGCUACAGUCGGUCGGUCGGCCAGUUGCGACGAUGAACCGCACACUGGUGGUUGGCGGUGUUACCGCCAUCGUCCUGCUAACGGUUGGCGGACACGGUUUCCUCACCAACAACAACAACUACCGCGGGCUGGAUGUGGUCGGUCUGUGUUCGGGCGAUAUGCGGAACUGUUCGUGCAAACCGUACACGGGCUCCGAAACCGAAAUCGACUGCCCGGGCGAUGAUCCGGCGAUACAGGUGCGCAUCGAGCCGGCCCAGUACGCGGAGGUACGGUGCCACCGGAAGCGGCCCCAUGACCUGCACCAGAUGCCCCGGUUGGCGAUCGGGGAGACGAAGCGGCUCACCAUCGACUACUGCCCGCUGGCCGUUAACCGGUCCAUCCUGGAGCAGCUGGAGUUUCUGGGCGUGGGGCAGGUGAAGCUACUGUCACUGAAGAACAAUGCGGCGGUCGCCGAUGGGGCACCACUGGGGUGGUAUCACUUCCGUGGCCUGGAAACGCUCGACCGGCUAACGAUCAGCAGUGUGAAGCUGAACGGUGUCGAGCCGGAUCUGUUUGCCCAUCUGCCGAACCUGACGUGGCUUGAUUUGCGCGAAAGCGUCACCAAGUUGCCGGCAAGCGUUUUCCACACGCUGCCCAACCUGCGCAUCCUCGAUCUCAGCUUGAACGGCAUGCAGGAGCUGCUACCGUGGCAGCUGGAGAAGCUGGGCGAACUGCGGCUCCUCAGCCUGUGGCGCAACGAGCUAGCCAACCUGACCCAGCACGUGUUUACCGGGUUGCAUCGGCUGGAACGGUUGGAUCUGUCCGCCAACAAGCUGGAGCACCUGCCCGGCGAGCUGUUUGUGGCGUUACCCAAUCUGACCGAGCUGGCGCUCAGCAACAACAGGCUCCGCACACUCCCGACCGGUCUGUUCCGGGCGAACCGUGCCCUGACGAAGGUAAAGCUAGCGUUCCAGCAGCAAACCGGCCUCGGGACGGUGCCGUCCGAUCUGUUCCAGUAUCUGCCCGCCCUCGAGCACGUCGAUCUCGAGCGCACCGGACUGGCGAAGGUGCCCGGCACCGUGUUCCAAGGAUCGCCCAGCAUCCGCGAGCUUAGCCUGGCGGCGAACCAGCUACGGUCGGUGCCACCGGAACUGUUGCACGAUCAGCGCGCCCUCCGGAUGCUCGAUCUGGGCUCGAAUCGGCUCACCGGUGUACCGGUACGGUUGCUCCAGAACACGGUCGAGCUGCGGGUACUACGGUUGUCGCAAAAUCGGAUCACCCAGCUAGCGGCUGGACUGCUGCGGUCGCUGGAGAAGCUAGAGCAGCUGUACCUGAACGACAACCUGCUGCACACGAUCGAGCUGCACACGUUCCGGAGCACGCCCAACCUCCAGACGCUACACCUGCACCACAACCAGCUGACAUCGCACUCGUUCAGUACGAUCCGAGCGACGGCACCGGAAGCAACCGGAACGGAACCAGAGACGGAAGAUGAAGCGGACGACGGUGUGGCAGUGUUCGUACGCGACGGUACCGCAUUCCAGUAUCUGCACCGCCUGCGCGAACUCGACCUCGGCCACAACUUCCUGUCUACGGUGUUCCACGAUCUGCUCGUCAACACGCACAGCCUCGAGCGGCUUAAUCUCACCAACAACAACAUCACCAGUCUGACGGCCACGAACCUCCAGUUUCUGGCACCGGACCUGCUGGUCGACCUGGAGCGUAAUCACAUCUUCGAGAUUAAUCUGGCCGACAUCGAGCAGCUGGCGAUGGGGCAGGAACCGAACAUCCCGGCUACCGCGAAGCAACCCCCCCGGACACCGAUCCGCAUUCUGCUGAACGAGAAUCCGCUCAACUGUAACUGCAUCGUGUACACGCUUGCCCUGUACCUGCAGCACCGGCUAAGCGAUGCGGUGUACGGGCGCCUACAGCUGAUUGCCGAUCGGCUCACCUGCCAGGGCCCCGAACAGCUCCACGGGAUGUUGGUGCGCGAGCUACAGCCCACCGAACUGCUGUGCGAGCUGGACACACCGUCCACCCAGAUCCGCCACUGCCCGCCGGCCUGCAAUUGUUUCGUUCGGCCCGCCGACCUGGCCGUGGUGGUGAAAUGUAACGGCCAGGGUUUGUCCCGAAUCCCGGCCCUACCGAAUCCCCGCACCUUCGGUUACCGCUUUAUCGAGCUGCACGUCGAGAACAACAAUCUUACCGAACUGCCGGCGGGUGGCGACGGCGACGGCGACGACAACGAAGGGUGGCCCACGGUCCAGGAGCUGUACGCUAGUAACAACUCCAUCGAACAGCUACCACCCACCGCCCUACCGGAUGGGCUCCGUGUGCUCGAUCUAACGCGCAACGCGCUGACACACCUCACGGAACCACUGACCGAUUGGAUGGGCCAGCGGUCGGCCACACUCACCACGAUACGGUUGGCCCAGAACGAGUGGGUGUGCAGCUGUGAGACGGCCACGUUCCUAGCGUUCGCCCGCCACCACCAUCACCACAUCGACGACAUUGGGCGUAUGGUGUGUGCGGAUGGGCGCCCCUUCGAUACCGCCAUCCACACCGAUCUCUGCCCGACCGAGCCGGAAACGGCCGUCAUUCUGCUCGUUUGCGGUAUCCUGCUGCUCGUCGCGUCGCUCGUUGCGCUCGUUUCGCUCCUGUACUACCACUACCAGCUCGAGCUGAAGGUGUGGCUGUUCCGGCACGGGCUGUGCCGCGUGGUGGAGGACGAGCUGGACCGGGACAAGCAGUACGAUGCGUUCCUGUCCUACUCGCACAAGGACGAGUGUUUCGUCACCGAGCAGCUGCUGCCGGUGCUCGAGCGGCACCCGCUCCGCUUCAAGAUCUGCUGGCACAUGCGCGACUGGAUACCGGGGGAGAUGAUCACGUCGCAGAUACUGAGCUCGGUGGAGAAGUCACGCCGGACGAUCAUUGUCCUGUCCAGCAAUUUCCUGGUGUCGCUGUGGGGCCAGCUCGAGUUCCGCACUGCCCACCUGCAAUCGUUGAACGAACGGCGCAACCGGGUGAUCAUCAUCAUCUACGACGACAUCGGUAGCAUCGAUGAUCUCGAGCCAGAGCUUCGGGCCUACCUCAAAACCAACACGUACGUCCGGUGGGGUGAUCCGUGGUUUUGGGAUAAGGUGCGGUACGCGAUGCCACAUCCACCGCGGGCCCACACCAAGGGUACCAGCGGGGCGGGCGGACUGUUUGUGCGCAAGCUGGCGGGGGGUUCGGUCGACGACAAGCUGGAGCUGAUCAAACCGGCCGCACCGCAAUCGACGGCGGAAGCAACGAUGGCAACGCCCCUUUCCCCACAACCAACCAUCGCUUCCGAACCGAACAAUGGGAGUGUGAAAGCAACAGCAGUUUCUUCUGUAACGCCACAUCCAGCUGCCAGCAAUCCGAUACAGUACCAGCAGCAGCGGUCACACCACUUGAUUCCUGCCAACGGUCAUAUCAAUGGCGCGUUCUUGAUUAACAGUAACGCUAAGCAAAGCGAUGUGUGAUUCCAACACGGACCGAGACGGUGAGCGCGCGUUGCGUCUUCCACUUUCCUUUUGCAUCGCAACUGAACUGAACUGACUGAACGUGGCGAUCAGCCCUUCCCUCAAUAGCGUUUGCGGCUCGACUUUGGGCAUCUCAAAUCAAGUGAAUCUCCCGAGAGAUAGAGAGAGAGAGCGAGAGAGAGAGAGAGAGAGAGAGAGAAGAAAAAACAAGCGACCCGGUAAACUGGAGCGAAAACUAGCACUAGCUUUGUAAGGAUACAUUUUAACAUUGUAAACAAGGACGAGGCAGUCUGCUCUCGAAUAUGCGGAACACGCCGAACCACCGUUCCGGAGCGGAGCGGACCGAUCUACCACCUAGUACGUUUUUACUCGCUAAGCAAACAUCAAAGAAGAUUGAUAGUCACUGUGUAAAUGUGUAACGAAUUGUGAGUAAUUUGCUCGCUCUCUCAAUGUGUGAAUUUCCUCCCCCCAAAAGUGAAAAUUAGAAUUAAGCAAAUCCCUAGCAUGCCUAAGAAAUGAUGUACCGGUGCGUUUUUUUUUUUGUUUUUUGAAUACAUAAACUGGACGUUGUCUCGCGCACUGCACUCGCAGCAUUGCAAUGUCCCUACGAAACCAUGGCAGCAUCUCGAUGAGGGUGGAUUGUCUAGAGUACGAAGGGUUGAAAUAGGGUGUUUAUCUAUUCUGAAGAGACGGAGAGAGAGAGAGAGAGAGAGAGACGGGAAGACCGACAGAGAGUGUAACACAUCAUCUGCGAUUCAUCUAUUGUUGCCUUGCAGCAAGUUAUUCGUCCAUCCUAAAAUCCCGAACGCGACACAUACAAUCAGGCUAAACAUGGUGCCAAUUUAAUACCUCAAUCCCAGCCUGGUUCUUUCUAUCAGUGAUUUAAAAACAUAACUCUUUUUCACCUAGAAUUUCACCUACAUGAUCUGUCGCAAAGUAAACAGGACUUUUUUUCGAUAUAAGAAAGUUUCUGGUUGCGCUAUCUUAAUGUGGGUAUUUUUGUUUGAAAGGUGCAUCUUUUAGGGACUUUCAGUCCAAAUUUCAUGUCAUUUGGUCCACUGGAAGCAAAGUUACGGCGCCAAAAGUAAUAGAAUCUUUGGUUGGUCGGUACAAGCCUUCUGAAUGAUGCCAAAACGUCAGCAUAACGAUUUCCUAUCAUCCGGAAAUGAAGCUUACCGAAUACUUAAAAGCCCCGGGUUAUCAAGAUCAGGUGAUUACGGGGAAGGACUUUACCAGCCGACCAAACCUCUGCAAAUUUGGACUGCAAGUCCCUAAAAGAUGCAGCUUUCAAACAAAAAUACCCACAUUAAGAUAGCGCCACCAGAAACUUACUUAUAGAAAAAGUCCUGUUUACUUUGCGACAGACCAAGUAGAAUCAAAAGACAGCGAAUGUAUCGGGAGCGAAAGAAAGUGUUGGAAAAUAUGUAAACCCCUUUCGUUGAUCUUCAAAACGGAGCACAAAUCACACGACCAGCAAAUAGCCGCAACCUGAGUGAUCCUGUACACGUAAUCAAAACGGAUCUUAAAACAAAAGGAAUGAUGAACGCUCUGCUGCAAGUAAACCAAAACGAAAACAGAACGAAUAA
Molecule: messenger RNA, 5745 nt
Organism: Anopheles aquasalis
Lineage: Eukaryota; Metazoa; Arthropoda; Insecta; Diptera; Culicidae
Product: protein toll-like
Biological process (GO): signal transduction
Cellular component (GO): plasma membrane
Molecular function (GO): protein binding; signaling receptor activity
Source: RefSeq, a predicted model, not a curated record